This is a messenger RNA of Komagataella phaffii GS115, 606 nucleotides long. RefSeq lists its product as uncharacterized. The transcript has a single exon. Gene Ontology annotation, biological process: cardiolipin biosynthetic process. Gene Ontology annotation, molecular function: phosphatidylglycerophosphatase activity. Gene Ontology annotation, cellular component: mitochondrion. The record is from RefSeq and is a predicted model, not a curated record. The coding region runs from base 1 to 606 and encodes 201 amino acids. NCBI's taxonomy places the organism in Eukaryota, Fungi, Ascomycota, Pichiomycetes, Pichiales, Pichiaceae.
AUGAAUGUCAGUGCAACUGUGAACGUUUCAAGGCUUCUCAUCAACCCAUCAUUAUGUUUACCCCAUAUGAUGAUCCCCACAUUUAAAGAUCUACCCAUCGCUCCUGCAUUUCCGUUGAUGCCCGAGAAAGGCAUCAGAGCCAUCGUACUAGAUAAAGACAACUGUUUCGCCAAAGCGCACGACGAUAAAGUCUGGCCAGCCUACCAGCAGACCUGGGAUGCCCUUAAAAAACAAUAUCCAAAAGCCAGUCUUUUAAUUGUGAGUAAUAGCGCCGGAACGAACGACGACGAGGGACAUAGACAGGCGUCCAAAUUGGAAAAAGCCACUGGGGUCACAGUUUUGAGACACGCAACCAAGAAGCCCGGUUGCUACAAAGAGAUACUAGACUACUUUUAUCAAAACAAAAUUAUAGAGACUCCCUCUCAAGUGGUCGUUGUAGGGGACCGUCUCUUCACAGAUAUGCUCAUGGCAAAUAUGAUGGGUUCUUGGGGUAUCUGGGUGAAAAAUGGAGUAGUGAAAUCAGAAUCUAUGAUAUGCAAGAUCGAACGGAGAUUUUACGACUACUUGACUGGCAACUCUAUGAGCCCACCUACACCUGGUAAAUAA